Messenger RNA from Symbiodinium necroappetens, 984 nucleotides. Lineage: Eukaryota; Dinophyceae; Suessiales; Symbiodiniaceae. The record is from the annotation of a GenBank genome assembly.
AUGCCAGCGUUUGGCCCGACGCUCGGGCCAGGGCACCUGUCCCAGCCGCAGCCAGAUCCAAACUCCAACCCCGGCACUCCGGCAGCUACACCGGCCGCGCGAAAGCCUCCUCGAGCCUCUGGCCGCUUCGUCCGGGGUCAAUGCGUGCGCUUGGCUUGCGGCGAGGUCAACUACUUGCUGAUGGGGCCACCAAUCCCAGCGCCGCUGAUCGUUUGCAUACACGGCUUGAACGGCUGCAUCUCCAGCUUCGAGAGCGUUGCGCCGCGUCUGGCAGAGAGCGGCUUUCGAGUCCUUUGCUUCGACCUGUAUGGCUUUGGGUUGAGCGCGGCGAGAGGGCGCCUCGACUUGGGAACCUACGUGAACCAGGUGUCGUCCUUGCUGCAGGCGGUGAAAGUGCCGCCUACAGAGAAGGUGCUUCUCUUCGGAUUUAGCAUGGGUGGAGUGAUUGCCGUGGAGUUCGCGCUUCGCUACCCGGAAAGGGUGGCGAAGUUGCUGCUGGUUGCUCCCGGUGGCCUUUUGCAGAGGUCGAAGACCCCCUGUCAGCCACUUCUCUUCGGAUGCUUGCGAACCCGGCUUGGAGGCGUCCUCCUGGCAGCCGCCACCUCGCUCGCUUGUUGUUGCAGCUGCUGUGCUCGCCGGGCACUUGCUGGCGACAAGCUGGCCGAUCGCUUCGAGCUGGAUGUUCGGGAGCCGGAGAAGUUCAAGAGCGUUGCAAGACAAAACGGAGAAAGGUUCCUUUGGGAUCUUCGCCGUUCUGUGAACUCUUAUCUCCGCGUGCUGCGGAGGAUGCCCCUGUGGUCUCAAGACUUCCAGGACUCGUAUGCGAGGCUGGCGAGGGGAAGUGUUCCGACCUUGUUCAUCUGGGGUGACAGCGACUGCACCGUGCCUUUCAGCGAGGCCGAGCACGCAGUCCGUGAUCUCUUCUCGCCCGCUGGCGUCUCCUGCUGCAUGCUGCCCGAAUCGGGGCACGGCUUGUUGCUCGAG